UAUAAAAAGAAUUGGAUAAGGCGCCAAGUAUGCACGCGUUUCAAGACGCAUCGAAUUCAUAUAAAACACUCCACCGCAGAGGAUCACAACCCACCAAAAUCCAUUUCCGGUUUUCUGAUGGGUCAGUCUUCGCCGGAAAAGCUUAUAGUCGUCAGUAAUGAGCCCAACGGAAUUGGAUUCGUCACGAUCAACCGCCCCAGAUCUCUAAACUCACUCACCAAGCCUAUGAUGACGGACCUAGCUCAAUCCAUCAAGGCCUUGGCUCAAGACGUUUCGGUCCGUGUAAUCGUUCUUUCCGGGUCGGGUCGAGCCUUUUGCUCCGGCGUCGACUUGACUUCGGCCGAGGAUGUUUUCAAAGGAGACGUUAAGGAUGUGGAGUCCGAUCCGGUGGCGCAGAUGGAGCUGUGCAAGAAGCCGAUUAUUGGAGCCAUAAAUGGAUUCGCGGUCACUGCUGGUUUUGAGAUCGCGCUAGCUUGCGAUUUAUUGGUGGCUAGUAAAGGAGCUAAGUUCAUGGAUACUCAUGCUAGAUUUGGGAUAUUUCCUUCAUGGGGACUUUCUCAGAAGCUUUCUCGCAUUAUAGGAGCCAACAAAGCUAGAGAAGUAUCUCUUGCAGCCACACCCCUAACUGCAGAGGUAGCUGAGAAAUUAGGCUUUGUGAAUCAUGUUGUUGAAGAGAAUGAAUUAUUGAACAAAGCCCGAGAAAUUGCCUUGGCUAUUAUAAAAAAUAAUCAAGAUUUGGUGUUGAGGUAUAAGGCAGUGAUAAAUGAUGGCCUCAAGCUGGACCUUGGUCAUGCUCUUUCAUUAGAAAAGGAAAGAGCUCAUGACUAUUACAAUGGAAUGACCAAAGAUCAAUUCAAGAAGAUGCAGGAAUUUAUUGCAGGUCGCAGCUCAAAAAAGCCUUCUUCUAAGUUGUAGACUACUCAUUCUAUUGUUUUUGUUUUCCUUUCUGUUCUGUUCUGCUAAGUUUCAGUACCAAUCCAUAUGCUUAAUUGGAUCUCUUAUAUACAGUUCUUUUAUGAAAAGUUUGUACUUACAGAGUUUAUCAAGUCGAUUAGAAAUAAAUGAAUGGGGAAAUAAAAUGUAUAUUGAAUGUAAGAAAAUGGAAACUGGAGAUGGUCAAAUUUAUCAAA
Molecule: messenger RNA, 1130 nt
Organism: Cannabis sativa
Lineage: Eukaryota; Viridiplantae; Streptophyta; Magnoliopsida; Rosales; Cannabaceae
Product: probable enoyl-CoA hydratase 1, peroxisomal
Exons: 3
Coding region: 118-915 (265 amino acids)
Cellular component (GO): peroxisome
Source: RefSeq, a predicted model, not a curated record